AUGAACCGUAGUGAGUGCAGUAUAUAUAUAAGUCAUAUUUCUUCUAACACUAACGAAGAUGAUUUAAUUUCAUCGUUUUCAAAAUUUGGUACAAUUGAAAGUUAUACAUUUUUUUCAAAAACUUCUCAACGUAAUAGUGCAGCUGCAAUAAUUACAUAUGGAUUAGGUGCUGAUGUGAACUCCAUCAUAAGACGUUGUCAACGAAUAAAAUUUGAUGAUCGAACACUAUCUAUUCGUCGUAUAUUACCACCAACACGUCCUGCCUAUGAACGUUUUAUGUUAUCGAAUGAAUUAGUUAUAUCGUUGGAUUGUCCAACUGAUGAUAGCGAGUUUAAUCAGACGAAUCUACGUAAAUAUUUUAGUAAAUAUGGUACCGUAACAUCAUGUCAUAUUAUAAUUCCUGAUCAAACAUUUCUACUUGGUUUUAUUCAACCAAAUAGUGUUGACUGUGCAAUUCUUGAUGAACCACAUUUUCAUAAUGACAACCAGUUAAUACUUAGAAAAUAUAUUUCACCAUCUCGGGUUGAUCAAUAUUUUACAGAAAUUAUUAGAUUCGAUCAAGAUAAUAAAAAAAUGAAUAUUUGCAUUUCAGAAAAGUUGCGUCGAAAAAAAGACGUUAUUGAAGCAGCUGAAUUUGGACAUAACAUACAACUAAAUUUAAUCAAAAAUUGGUAUGAAGAAAAAAAGAAGAUGUGUAACAAAAUGUGCAAUGAUGAAAUGGUGAAAUUAAUUAUCCAAUUAAGAAAACGUUGUGAUAAUAUGAAUAAAGAGAUUGAAAAGCUAGAAAAGAAAAAUUAUUUUUCUAAACAAAUGAUAGAACAAACACAACAAAUAAAAAAUAAUAUUAUUGAUUUAUAUAAAAGAAAAAUCGAAAAUGAACGAAAUCGAGUUAAACAAUUGAAAGAAGCGAUAGAUCUGUUAAAUGUCAUUUGA
Molecule: messenger RNA, 933 nt
Organism: Rotaria socialis
Lineage: Eukaryota; Metazoa; Rotifera; Eurotatoria; Philodinida; Philodinidae
Source: the annotation of a GenBank genome assembly